This is a messenger RNA of Linum trigynum, 3973 nucleotides long. The record is from the annotation of a GenBank genome assembly. Lineage: Eukaryota; Viridiplantae; Streptophyta; Magnoliopsida; Malpighiales; Linaceae.
ACGCACGUAAAUCAAAAUCUUUUGCCGAUCUUUACACACACAUCACAAAUUAAAUCACUUGGAUCAUCCCCCGCCUAUCCACAAAUUCCUUUAUAUAAGAAAAGAUCAAAUAAAAAAGAGUUCAAAUCAAAGUCUAUAUAUUGUUGUUACCGAUAAAAUCUAAUAAUAUUAGCCAAAACACUAAGUGACGUAGUGAGUUGCUAUGUAAGAUUCUCCCUAUAUAAUCACAAUCACUUUACUAUCCAUUGAAGGUGUCAAGAAUUUAGGUAAACUAAUAGAAUUACAAAAAUCAUGGAACUCAAACUCAACUCAUAUGGAUUGGCUUAGGGAACAUCCAUGUAACACAAUUUUUUUCGUUUGAACAUCCAUCUAUUGAUGUUGUCAUUGAAGAUGCCGGUGUGACGAAGCUAUUACCAGGAAACGAGAGUCGUGUCCGCUCAAAUUUUAAAUUAUUGUUGAAAAUAUGUAUAGCAUUUUGUAAUAUAUGACUUAAAUCCCUUAAACUUCUUUGUUUGGCCCCUCUUUUUGAAUAUUUGUAUCCGUCACUAAUCAUUGUUGUUGCUAAUGUCUUUGAAUCAAGACGAAUUGUCAUAGUUAUGCUUUCAUAUUUUGCAACUUGAAUUGAUAUUCCGCUAUUAGCCAAAAUAAGGUCAGCCCUAUAAGAAAAGUUUCAUCAUUGAAGCUCAUAAUUAAUGCGGAAUGGAUAUUCAGAUGUAUUAGUUUAGGGUAGUAUAUGAGUGUUGUCAAUCUAAUGGAAAUGAAAGAUUCAAAGAAUGUAACCAUGCUUGCAAGCUUUAUAAUAAUUAAUAAAAUACAUAGAGAACCUAUUCCUAGUUAUCAAUUAUCACCAAUCAGAUUAUGCCACUGAAUGAAGCCAAUAUCGGGGCUUGAAAAGUGACAUGAUUUAUUAAUUAAAAUCCAGAAAAUUAUCAUUUUAAAUUUUAAUUAAGAACUCAGCAGGUGUGCUGUAUGUGGUGGCUUCUAAUGUGUCCUUGUCUCUUGCUUUAGAAAAUUGCUCAUACUGCAGAACCACGUCCCAGAGAAUCCAACUCUUUGUUCUCUAAUUAUGAUAGUGGCAAGAAAAUAAAAUAAAUAUAAUCCCACUAAAUAAAAUUAUUAUCUUGAGUGAUAAAUAAAAAUAAUUGAUUUAGUUUUAGUCAACUAAAUUUUGAAAAUGCAAAUUGUUGCAUAUCAUCAUCCCACCGUUUCCCCAACCUAAUCAUCUUCUUCCACAUGUAUGCUAAUAGAUCAUCAAUCUAGAUGUAUCACUGAGGACAUAACCUAAAUUUUGAAUUAAUCAAUUUGGAUCCCAUGAAUUUUCAACCUUCCACUUGUCUUCACUUUAAAUAUAAUUGUCAUGAUAAAAAAAAAAAUUUUGAUAUCAAUCGAGAAUCACGAACAUUUAUCGAUAUUUUGACAUAUCCUCCUAAAAUUCGAGACUACCAUAAAUUCAACUUACCAUAUUGAGGUUUGGAAUAAAUUUUUUGUGGUCUGAUCUUAAUCGGAGUUUAUGCAGGUAAGAAACAAUUGUUAUGUGGAAAAGAUAAUAUAAGAUUUUGGUUCGACAAAAUCAAUUAUAAUUGAAAUGUUGAAAAUUGGUAAAAAAAAAACUGUGCGUGUGUUGGACAGGUGGCCACACAAAAGGAUUAAAUUGUGGGGAAUAUUUCUACCAUCACCAUCAGCGCAUAGAAUAGUUUAAAAUAAAUAAUAUUAAAAUAAAAAGAAGAACCUCAAGAAAAAUGAAAUCAAACUAAUGAUUUUCCAUCCUUUCAAUGCCCAUUUUACACAUAAGCCCAACCCAAUCCUGCCUUGAUUGGGCCCGAAGCGAACUCAGCCAAAUUUCCGGGCCCACGACGGGCUCCUUCUGCUAACCAUCUUCAGUGUACAGUCGGCGCUGGAACUUCCUCCGCCAUCAUUUGACAUUUCGCUCCCUCUUCUUCACCCGCCGUCCGGCGAUAAGGUCGUAGUAGUCUCCCAUCUUGUGGAAGGUGCUGCCACUUGGCCUACUCUCUGCCGCUUCUCUCUACUUCAUCUUACUUUUCAUCAUUUCCCUGGCCUGAAACUAAUUUUCUCUGUUGAAUUUCCAAGGAUUUUGGGCGUGCUAGUUGUAGAAAUUGUUAUUUUGCUGAGUAAGAUAAAUUGACCAAAUUUUCUUGGUUUUGGUUGGGAAUUUAUGGAUUUCUCCAGCCAGGUUCUCAUUGAUUCGCAUUUCAUGAUGAAAUUUCAGUAGCCCACGAGAGAGAAUAUUUGCAAAAUGGUGCUGACAGGAGCGGAAACUGCUUCCACUUUUCUGCUUCUUGGGUUUCAUGGGGCUCUUUGUCCUCGUAUUCCAAGUUUUAGUCAAGGGAUCAAUCUCCAUCAACUUUCUAGAAAUGGAAGGUUUGUGUUUCGUCAAGAGCAGAAAUGGCGUGCUUCUACAAUGAGAACUCGGGUUGUUGAGUCGAAUGAGGCAUUGGCGUUGGAGACGUACGGCGGAGUUUGGGAAGACCCUGAUGAUGGAAGUGAGAGUGAUUAUGAUGAUGGUGAAGACGAAAAUGGAGCAGUGGGAGGGACUGGGACUGAUGAUGAGAGUGAGUCAAGGGGAGGAGGAAGUGAUGCUCAAAUGCCUAAUACUACUGCUUCAGAGACAUAUGAGGAAGAUCUUGCAAAAGAGGUUGAACAGCUUCUAACACCAGAAGAAAGACAGAUUUUACAAGAAAAUGAAACACCUAAUCUUGGAAGAAUAUCAACGGCAAAGUGGAAGCCACUGCAGACUCUUGCACUGUCAGGCCAGAUAAGACACAUGGACAAACUGGUCAAACAUGGACUCGAUAUUGACAAUGUUGAUAAGGAUGGCAGGACUGCUCUGCAUAAGGCUGUGAUUGGGAAAAAAGAGGCUGUGAUCAGUCAUCUCCUCCGAAGAGGGGCCAGCCCACAUAUUAGAGACAAGGAUGGAGCUAGCCCUCUGCACUACGCUGCGGAAGUUGGUGCCAUCCAGACCGUGAAAUUGUUGAUCAAGUACAAAGUUGAUGUCAACGCCACAGAUGAAGAAGGGUGGACACCACUGCACAUUGCAGUGCAAGGUAGGAACAGAGAUAUAGCGAAAGUGCUUCUGGUAAAUGGCGCGGAUAAAACAAGAAGAAACAAGAAUGGGAUGACAGCAUUGGAUAUAGCAUUACGAUAUGGGAGAGACUUCAAGUCUUAUGACCUUGCCAAGCUGCUGCUGAUAUUACCAGCUAACAGAGAUCCACUAUACGCUCAUGAUCACAAAAAUCGCAUAUUCUUGUAAAGAAAGGUGGCAACCUAGAUUUCUCACAAACCCAUUGGCAGAAAGAAACAGGAAGCUGACAGAACAGAAGAUCAUUGUAAGGAAAUGGAUCUCUCGAUAUUGUUCAGUUGUUAUUUCAAGUAGAUUCAGAUGAUAAAUGGAAUGGGGCAAGGCAUUGAGAAGAUCGUUCUAUUUAUGUCAAAUACCACAAAGAAUAUGAAGGAUGAAAAACAGCGACGAACAGAUACUUGUAAGGAGAAGCUGGCAACAAAAAUUCCUCACAUAGGAAGAAAGGGGGACCUGACCUGACCAGACAGACUCAUCAUAAUUCAUAAGGGGAAAAGUGGCAGUAAGGCGUAAAUAAGAGAAAAGUCAGGGCCAGAAUUGGAGCCAGGCGUAACUAACUGGAAGGAGCCCGUACGCCGCGUCUUCCUUGUUUUCCGCUGUCGCGCCAUGCAGCGCCGCCUGCACUGCUCUGCUCACAGUACGUACACUCAAAAAUAUUCGCACCUGUGCUUAAUUUCCUCCUCCAAUCCGUAACAACAACAAUAAUAAUCCGAUAAAUGGUAAACAAAAAUUAGCAUGAUUACAACCAAAAUGGACACAUAAUUAUCAUAAAUCCUCUUUUUAUUAUUUUCAUCUAGGUGGAAAUGGAUAAAACUUAGGGCCUAAUUAAAACUUGAUCACCAAGGUCAACUAAUAAAUUAAUAAAUAUUAUUAAACUAA